This is a messenger RNA of Tetrapisispora phaffii CBS 4417, 546 nucleotides long. It is a transcript of the gene TMA20, whose product is annotated as translation machinery-associated protein 20. NCBI's taxonomy places the organism in Eukaryota, Fungi, Ascomycota, Saccharomycetes, Saccharomycetales, Saccharomycetaceae. The transcript is spliced from 2 exons. Gene Ontology annotation, biological process: formation of translation preinitiation complex. Gene Ontology annotation, molecular function: RNA binding. Bases 1 to 546 code for a protein of 181 amino acids. The record is from RefSeq and is a predicted model, not a curated record.
AUGUUCAGAAAAUUUACCAAAGAAGAUAUUCAUUCGAGAUCGAAAGUCAAAUCUUCAGUCCAAAGAAAUUUAAAAUCUAAACUGGUCAGCCAAUUCCCUCAAUUAGAAGAAGUUAUCGAUGAGUUAAUUCAAAAAAAAAGUCAAAUUGAAUUAAUUAAGUGUGAGGAUAAAAUUCAACUGUAUACAGUUGAUGGUGAAGUAUAUUUUUUCCAACAGUUUGAUGAAUUAAUUCCAACUUUAAAGUUAAUCCAUAAAUAUCCACAAGCAUUCCCAACUAUUCAAGUCGACAGAGGUGCUAUUAAAUUCGUAUUAUCAGGUGCAAAUAUCAUGUGUCCUGGUUUAACUUCACCAGGUGCAAGAUUACCAGAAACACCAGGUUACGAAAAAGAUUCAAUUAUUAUAAUUAAUGCUGAAAAUAAAGAACAUGCAUUAGCUGUUGGUAAAUUACUAAUGAGUACCGAUGAUAUCGCAUCUAUUAAUAAAGGUCAUGGUGUUGAAAUGAUCCAUCAUUUAGGUGAUCCUUUAUGGAAUUUUAAUAUCGAUUAA